GAGAGAAAGAGAGAGCAAGUUGAGGGAGUGGGUUGAGGACGGGUAUCAACGAGAGGUGUGGUGAGGUAUAAAAAGUGGCACAGAGGGUAAGCUGAGAAGCUCCUCAUUAGUUUCCUUGGGGAUAGAGAAGAGAUUCAUUCAAUGAAUCACUAAUACAUCUCUGUAUCUUUCUCUCUCUCUCUCUCUCUACAUAUAUAUAUAUAUAUAUAAUAUAUAUAUAGCUCUUUUCUUUCCUCGAUGCUGGUGAUCUACUUGGGUAUAUAAACUCAAAUCCGUGUGUUGUUUGCUCUGCUUCUGAGUUGGUUAAGAUGGGUGGUGAUAAGGCUCUGAGUCUUGAAGAGAUCAAAAAUGAGACUGUUGAUCUGGAAAAAGUUCCUAUUGAGGAAGUGUUUGAGCAGCUGAAAUGUUCCAGGGAAGGUUUAUCCGACGCAGAAGGAACCAACAGGCUAGAAAUCUUUGGACCCAACAAAUUGGAAGAGAAAAAGGAAAGCAAAUUUCUCAAGUUUCUUGGGUUUAUGUGGAAUCCACUCUCAUGGGUCAUGGAAGCUGCAGCUGUUAUGGCAAUUGCACUGGCCAAUGGCGAUGGAAAGCCCCCGGAUUGGCAAGAUUUUGUUGGUAUCAUUUGUUUGCUCGUAAUUAACUCCACCAUCAGUUUCAUUGAAGAAAACAAUGCUGGAAAUGCCGCUGCAGCUCUUAUGGCUGGCCUUGCUCCCAAAACAAAGGUUCUUAGGAGUGGUCGAUGGAGUGAGCAGGAAGCUGCGAUUUUGGUUCCAGGAGACAUCAUCAGUAUCAAAUUGGGAGAUAUCGUUCCUGCUGAUGCUCGUCUUCUUGAGGGUGAUCCGUUAAAGAUUGAUCAAUCUGCUCUUACAGGAGAAUCCCUCCCAGUAACCAAGAAUCCACACGAUGAAGUUUUCUCCGGUUCAACUUGCAAACAAGGUGAGAUAGAAGCUGUUGUAAUUGCCACCGGUGUUCAUACCUUCUUUGGGAAGGCUGCACAUCUUGUGGACAGCACCAACAAUGUUGGACACUUCCAAAAGGUGCUCACUGCAAUCGGGAACUUCUGUAUUUGUUCCAUUGCUGUUGGAAUGUUGGUCGAGGUGGUUGUCAUGUACCCGAUUCAACACAGGAAGUACAGGGAUGGAAUUGACAAUCUCCUAGUUCUCUUGAUUGGAGGCAUUCCCAUUGCUAUGCCCACUGUUUUGUCCGUGACAAUGGCUAUUGGAUCACACAGACUGUCGCAACAAGGUGCCAUCACCAAGAGAAUGACAGCUAUUGAGGAGAUGGCCGGAAUGGAUGUCCUUUGCAGUGAUAAGACGGGGACAUUGACCCUUAACAAAUUGAGUGUUGAUAGGAACUUGGUUGAGGUUUUUGCAAAGGGUGUUGAUAAGGAACACGUGCUACUGCUUGCUGCGAGGGCUUCUAGGACUGAAAAUCAGGAUGCCAUUGAUGCUGCCAUUGUUGGGAUGCUUGCAGAUCCAAAAGAGGCACGAGCUGGCAUUAGAGAGGUGCAUUUCUUCCCAUUCAAUCCCGUGGACAAGAGGACUGCUUUGACUUACAUCGAUGGUCAGGGCAACUGGCAUCGAGCUAGCAAAGGUGCCCCUGAACAGAUCUUGACUCUUUGCAAUUGCAAGGAAGAUGUUAAGAGAAAGGCUCAUUCUGUUAUUGAUAAGUUUGCUGAACGUGGGCUGCGGUCACUGGCCGUUGGAAGACAAGAAGUUCCUGAGAAAUCAAAAGAAAGUCUGGGAAGUCCUUGGCAGUUUGUUGGAUUGUUGCCACUUUUCGAUCCUCCCAGGCAUGAUAGUGCAGAGACCAUCCGCAGGGCUCUAAAUCUUGGUGUAAAUGUCAAGAUGAUCACUGGUGAUCAACUUGCCAUUGCAAAGGAGACUGGUCGAAGACUUGGAAUGGGAACAAACAUGUAUCCAUCUUCUACUUUACUCGGCCAAGACAAGGAUGCAUCCAUAGCUGCCCUUCCCGUUGAAGAGUUGAUUGAGAAGGCAGAUGGGUUUGCUGGUGUAUUUCCAGAGCAUAAAUACGAAAUCGUCAAGAAGUUGCAGGAGAGGAAGCACAUUUGUGGAAUGACGGGAGAUGGUGUGAAUGAUGCCCCUGCUUUGAAGAAGGCAGAUAUUGGAAUUGCAGUUGCUGAUGCAACAGAUGCUGCAAGAGGUGCUUCUGACAUUGUGCUCACAGAACCCGGGCUUAGUGUCAUCAUCAGCGCGGUGCUGACUAGUAGAGCUAUUUUUCAGAGGAUGAAAAAUUACACGAUAUAUGCAGUCUCCAUCACAAUCCGUAUUGUGUUUGGUUUCAUGCUUAUUGCUUUGAUAUGGAAGUUCGACUUUUCUCCAUUCAUGGUUUUGAUCAUUGCCAUCUUAAAUGAUGGAACCAUUAUGACAAUUUCGAAAGAUCGAGUGAAGCCAUCUCCAUUGCCUGAUAGCUGGAAAUUGAAAGAGAUCUUUGCUACUGGUGUUGCGCUUGGAGGUUAUUUGGCAUUGUUGACUGUCAUAUUCUUCUGGAUUAUGAAGGACACACACUUCUUCUCUGAUAAAUUUGGUGUAAAACAUCUAACGGACGAGAAAGAGUUGAUGGCUGCAUUAUACCUUCAAGUGAGUAUUGUAAGCCAGGCUCUGAUUUUUGUCACUCGAUCACGCAGCUGGUCCUUCGUCGAACGCCCUGGAUUGUUACUAAUGAGUGCUUUCUGUAUUGCACAGCUGGUGGCUACUCUGAUAGCUGUAUACGCUAAUUGGGGUUUCGCAAGAAUAAAAGGAAUUGGCUGGGGAUGGGCUGGUGUCAUCUGGAUAUACAGCAUUGUCUUCUAUUUCCCACUCGACAUAAUGAAAUUCUCCAUUCGUUACAUAUUAAGUGGAAAGGCUUGGCAUAAUUUGUUAGACAACAAGACUGCUUUCACCACUAAGAAAGAUUAUGGCAAAGAGGAGAGGGAGGCACAAUGGGCUCUUGCUCAAAGGACUUUACAUGGGCUUCAACCAGCUGAACCAUCUACCAUCUUCAAUGACAAGAGCAGCUACAGAGAGCUCUCUGAAAUUGCUGAGCAGGCUAAGAGACGAGCCGAAGUUGCAAGGCUUCGGGAGCUGCACACUCUCAAGGGUCAUGUCGAGUCAGUGGUGAAGCUGAAAGGGCUGGACAUCGACACUAUCCAACAGCAUUAUACUGUGUGAAGGAGCAGAAGAUUAUAUAACUUGAGAGGGAAAGGGCCAUGGUUCAACAAAUAUACCAAAUGAGGAAGGGAAAGAAGGCCUAACUAGACUACACUAUUAAGACACUGGGAACAUUUCUGUGCUAUAUAAGUUCCCAUCUGUUUACUUUUCUUUCUUAUGAAUUUCAAUUGCCAGAAGAAAGUUGUGUUUGGUUUCUUCGCGAUCUAAUGCAAGCCGAAGUAACUUCUCUUGUAUAACGGAUUUUCCACUUCAUCCACACUAUAAUUUCCUUGCUUUCUUAUAAUGGUUCCUACUUUAAUUUA
This is a messenger RNA of Cornus florida, 3472 nucleotides long. Its product is annotated as plasma membrane ATPase 4. The transcript is spliced from 16 exons. Bases 309 to 3170 code for a protein of 953 amino acids. Lineage: Eukaryota; Viridiplantae; Streptophyta; Magnoliopsida; Cornales; Cornaceae. Gene Ontology annotation, cellular component: plasma membrane. Gene Ontology annotation, molecular function: ATP binding; ATP hydrolysis activity; P-type proton-exporting transporter activity. The record is from RefSeq and is a predicted model, not a curated record. Gene Ontology annotation, biological process: proton export across plasma membrane; regulation of intracellular pH.